CCACAAAUACCCACAACUAUCGAUAGUAAGAGCAUUUCGCAAACUCAGCGCCGUCGCGCUCUAUUUAAAGAUAGGCUUUGGUCGAUGCUGUUUGUUGCUCGUUCACCCACGCUAUCCUUACGCCUAUCGACAUGUAAGCUCGUUAUUCUCCCCGCCAACUUACUCGCUGUCCUCAUCGCCACCCGAGGACGACGCGCCGCUUCCACCCUGCCGACUCCCGAGCGAACCCCCGCGAGUUUUCAACCCUUGCCAUGGUGAUUAAACGACUCUAGCGUCAGGGACUCGCGCUCUUCAAUCACCAUGUCCAAUCCCCCUUCGUCCAACGCAGCCGUCCUUAGCGUGCCCUCCACCGACGAUGACUCUGCGUCCAUGAUCAUUGCUGACACUAAGGUGUCAGCUAAUUUCCCUCCUCCCAAGACGGAUAAGCCUCGCCCGCACGUUUGCGGCACCUGCCAGCGGUCUUUCGCCCGAUUGGAACAUCUCGAGCGACACGAGCGCUCCCACACCAAGGAGAAACCCUUCGAGUGUCCGGAAUGCAAUCGACGCUUCGCCCGUCGCGAUAUGCUGCUGCGUCACCAACAGAAGCUUCACCAGACGUCGACUCCGUCGUCCCGUCCCCGCAAUCGUCGCGAGUCCGCCGGCGGCAUCCCCUCUGGCCAGCAAGGCGACCAUGUGAUUUGCCAGUAUCCCACAUAUGGCCAGCUAUACCCUGUACCACAGUUUAACGGUGUGGAUGUUGGCUCGUGGAAGAUGGAUGAGGAGAAUAAAUGGCUACCCAGCAUUGAUGAGACCUAAGACCAAGGCGAUUAUACUCAAUACCCCAAAAAACCCGACUGGUGCCGUUUUGAAGAAAGACUUUCUUUCCAAGGUGAUCAAAGUUGCCAGUAGCCGCAGCAUCUUUGUUUUCAGUGACGAGGUUUUCAAUCCCCUGGUCUUCAACAGUCCCAAGCCACCCUCACUGGUGACUCUCGGCUACGAGCACAGCGUUGCUACUGGCUCACUAUCUAAAGCCUUUGCUAUUCCUGGCAUACGAUAGUGUCGCCUCGUUCGCCCUGAACCCGACUGUGAUGCCCAAGGUGAUGGAACGCAAUCUUUCUCUAUGCCGAGAGAGCGUCCUGCUUCUGGAAGACUUUGUCAAUCGAAACAAGACGCGGGUUCGCUGGGUUAAGCCACAAGGUUCGGGAAUGGCAUUCAUCAGGAUGCUCAACUCUGAUGGUGAGCCAGUCGAUGACGCAGAGUUCUGCAUGAAGUUGAAGGAGGAAGAGGGUAUUUGCUUGGUUCCAGGAGGACACUGUUUUGGCGAAGGCGAUGCAGGUGACUUUAAAGGAUAUGUACGGAUCACGCUGGGAAAUCCAACUUUAUUGCGGGAGGUCCUACCCUUGUUGGGGAAUUUCACACAGAAACAACGAGUUGUACGAACAGGCGACAAGCCUGUAUCCGAUGGAUUA
Molecule: messenger RNA, 1448 nt
Organism: Fusarium vanettenii 77-13-4
Lineage: Eukaryota; Fungi; Ascomycota; Sordariomycetes; Hypocreales; Nectriaceae
Exons: 3
Coding region: 301-795 (164 amino acids)
Biological process (GO): regulation of transcription by RNA polymerase II
Cellular component (GO): chromatin
Molecular function (GO): RNA polymerase II cis-regulatory region sequence-specific DNA binding; DNA-binding transcription factor activity, RNA polymerase II-specific
Source: RefSeq, a predicted model, not a curated record